This is a messenger RNA of Yarrowia lipolytica CLIB122, 1137 nucleotides long. RefSeq lists its product as uncharacterized. Gene Ontology annotation, molecular function: protein tyrosine phosphatase activator activity; peptidyl-prolyl cis-trans isomerase activity. Gene Ontology annotation, biological process: mitotic spindle organization. Gene Ontology annotation, cellular component: protein phosphatase type 2A complex; nucleus; cytoplasm. The record is from RefSeq and is a predicted model, not a curated record. Lineage: Eukaryota; Fungi; Ascomycota; Dipodascomycetes; Dipodascales.
AUGUCACACUCACACCCGGUACGGCGAAUUCUGUCGCCCAAAGAUCUGGAAAUAUUUGGCGCCAGUGACACAAAAAAGCAAGUGUUUGGGUUCGUGAAGGUGCUCAACUACUAUGUGGUGGGCAAGGGCAACUCAUACGAGACGCUGAAGCACCCAAUCAUUGGCAAAUUGGUGGCCAUUCUCGACAAGGUGAUUGAUCUUGUCGCCAAGUAUCCGCCUGAAGAUGCUACGUCGUCACGGUUCGGAAAACCUGAGUUCAGAGAUUUCCAUCAGGCUCUGGAGGAGAACGCCAAGGACUGGAUCUCGGAUUUGGGAGAGUUGGAGGACUGGCAGCUCGUGGAGCUCUGUACAUAUUUCGCUGCCUCUUUUGGUGACCGAACGCGAAUUGAUUUCGGAUCUGGCCACGAGCUCAACUUUAUCUGUUUCCUCUUCUGUCUGAGGCAGCUGGGUCUGCUUGAUGUGCCAGAGUACAAUCCUGAGGUGCACGAUCCAACAGGAGAGGCCAAGAAUGCCAAGUGUGUGGAAGAUGAGACUGAUUCCUCUGCAGCAGUUUUGACGGUGUUUGUCCAGUAUCUUAAGACCAUGCGUGCUGUUCAAGCAAGCUAUUGGCUGGAGCCUGCAGGCUCUCAUGGUGUCUGGGGUCUCGAUGACUACCACUUCCUACCCUUCAUGUUUGGAUCUGCCCAGCUUGCAUGCCACAAGUACCUGCGGCCGUUAUCCAUCCACGACAUGGAGAUGUUGGAUAUGUGGAAGCAUGAGUAUCUGUACAUGGGUUGCAUCCACUUCAUCAACAGUGUCAAGACCACUGCUUCUCUGAGAUGGCAUUCCCCCAUGCUGGAUGACAUCUCCGGAGUCAAGACCUGGGCCAAGGUGAACCAGGGUAUGGUUAAGAUGUACGACGCUGAGGUUCUGAGCAAGCUCCCCAUUCUCCAGCAUUUCAUGUUCGGUCAGCUGAUCAAGGCUCCUGAGGGGGUGUCACCUCCUCCUGAUCCCAAUGCUGAAGUGCAGCACAUUCACAACCAUUGGGCUGACUGUUGUGGAAUCAAGGUGCCCAGUGCCAUUGCAGCCUCUGAGAUGAGCCAGAAACCUGGAGAUCUGCGCAAACUGCGUGGUUCCGGUGUUUUGCCUUUUGAUUAG